Molecule: messenger RNA, 354 nt
Organism: Linum trigynum
Lineage: Eukaryota; Viridiplantae; Streptophyta; Magnoliopsida; Malpighiales; Linaceae
Source: the annotation of a GenBank genome assembly
AUGAAGAUGAUGCCAGAUGAUGAAUUUGAGCAGAUGGUGUUUGAUAGAGAUGACUCCAGUUCAGACAUGGAGACGGAGGGACAUAACUUUGAGCUGAAGAGUCGUGCAGCCCCAGAGGGGAGACCCAAGCCUACCGUGCCAGGAAAGGGUCGGGUGAGGCGUGCGGUCGAAGUCCUGGAAAGCAAAGCAAAAACUAAGUCUCCGGCAGCGGUAUGUGUUGGGAUAGCGGAUCUUGAGGAUACACAGAAGGAGGUGCUAGCUGGGGGCCUACAUCUCAAUGAGUACGGCUCAAAUGAUGGUCACCUGUUGCUGGGAUCACGGAAGCAGCCAUUUCUAGAGCUGGAGGAUGAUUAG